Messenger RNA from Pelagomonas calceolata, 862 nucleotides. The record is from the annotation of a GenBank genome assembly. NCBI's taxonomy places the organism in Eukaryota, Pelagophyceae, Pelagomonadales, Pelagomonadaceae.
CCGGCACAAAGUGCAGUACGAGCUUGUAGAGUGUCUGAUAUAGGCCAGGAGACCAGCAAAGCAUGCCUAGCCAUCUGCCCGACAACGCAUAAGUCAAGGAUGCACCGCUUAGCACGCUACCGCAGCGGACGCGUCGAGCUCUGGAUCACGCCCUGCGUCGUGACCAUGCCGCCGCCCAGGUCGACGGCAUUGAUCGUGCCGACGAACGAGCGAUUGUGCGGCACGCAGUUCGCGCACUUCCCAAAGGGCGGGCCGACGCCGGCAGCGACGAAGAUAGGAGAACGCGACUACGAGCGACCGCGUGCGGAACGCUUGCUGUAUCAAUGCGAGAGCGUCGAUGGCAUCGUCACGGAAUUCGGCGGAGCCGCGUACGAGAGCGCGAUCGCGGACCUGCCGAUCGUCAGCGGCGACGCGGACUACCCGGUGCGCUGCAAGACGGGUGGCGCCGUGCGCGUGCCCAUCGCGACGGGUCCGCUCGCGGCCUUCGCCGACGGCCUGAUCCUCGCGGUGCCGCCGUUCUACGCGUCGCUGUCGUGGCGCGGCCAGCUCCUCAACGCGUACUCAAAUGCAUUUGCGCUCGGGCCGCCGACGCGCCGCAUCGCGACGCCGCUGAUGGGCGCCGGCACGCGGGGCGCGCCCGUCGCCGAGGCCGCGGCGGUCGCCGCCGAGGCCACGAGGGAGUGCCUCGCCGCCGAGGCGCCGGCGGUCCAGGCGUCGAUCGAGACGCUCCUCGAGCAGGACGAAGGGGAGUCCGCGAUCCAGUACGCGCCGCAGACCAUCCGCUUCUGCGUGCUCGACGACGACGUCGGCGAGAUUGUUGAUUCCGCGCUCGACGAGGCGCUCACGUGGAAUAUGACCUAAC